This is a messenger RNA of Didymodactylos carnosus, 1116 nucleotides long. The record is from the annotation of a GenBank genome assembly. NCBI's taxonomy places the organism in Eukaryota, Metazoa, Rotifera, Eurotatoria, Philodinida, Philodinidae.
AUGCGAGCCCAGCCUUUUUCCCAAAAAGUCGAUAAAAUUACAAGACAAUAUCGAAAGGCUACACUCAUAUUAAAUAUUAUUAAAAGUAAAUUUAAAAUGUUUAUGACUAAAAUCGACAACAACGCUGAAGAAGACGAAAAAGAAAUAAUAUUGAAAAAUGAUUUAAGUGGCACAUCCUCAUCAUCUGAUUGCUUACAUGUUUCCAUAGUUAUACCGAAUACAAAAGAAUUUUCGCGUUCCUAUACGUUUAAUAAUAAUAAUAAAUUUUAUAAUGAUUUUAAUGUCAAUGAAAUAGAUCAACAUUUAUUACCAUGGGUACCAUCUCGUACAUUAACAAAGGCUCAUCAACAAUUUCAGACUAAUGUUAUAUUAAGAAAUAAACUGGAAAAGUUAUCGUUUAGUGUUGGUAAAGGUAUCUUUGCUUAUAGUGAACCAACUGGCUGUUACGAUUUUACGGCAUAUCGUAUAACACCACUUUUGGAUAAAUUAUCGUCACGACCAUAUUAUAUAUGUGCAACUAGUUAUCAUCCAUAUGUAAAAGCAAUUACAUCUGGUACAAUAGUAAGACAAUGUCUUUCAUGUCCAUCAAUAAGUAUAAUUCUUGAUAAAAAUUCAAUUCAGUUUGAUGUAUGGGGUUUGGAGGAGAAACACGUUUUAAACGAAUUAUUUUCGAAACCGGAUUAUGUGCCGAAUACACAACAUCCAGCAACAAAAGAAAACUUAAAGGUGGAACCAUGGAGUCAUAUAAAUGAUUUUCUAUUUAUUAAAGUUUAUGAUAACACUGAACAAUUAUAUUUGACACCAUCGAACGAUAAUAUGAAUCCAUCUGAAACAUUAGCAUUAAUUGGUUAUGCAAGUGGAGUUGAAAACGUUUAUAAAUAUCAUCAUCAAAAAAGAAAUGUUAAAACAGAAAUAGAAAAAAUGCAACUAAAAUUAGAUGUACAAGAAAGUUUUGGCGGAUGGGAAAGGAAAUUUGUUAGUGUUGGUGAAAUUUUAGAUAUUGAUGAUGUCAUACAGUGGCGAAUUCGCCCACAUAACGCAUCAUCCGAAGUUGGUGGAUCAGGGGCAAGUAUAAUAAGUUUAAAUCAAUUAGAUCAAUUAUCUGAAGGUGAGUAA